AGAACUGCUGAUAGCAAUAUGUCUUCAGGAAAUGCCAAAAUUGGGCACCAUGCCCCCCAGUUCAAAGCAACUGCUGUAAUGCCAGAUGGUCAGUUCAAAGAUAUCAGCCUAUCUGACUACAAAGGAAAAUAUGUUGUGUUCUUCUUUUACCCUCUUGACUCCACCUUUGUGUGCCCCACGGAGAGCAUUGCUUUCAGUGAUAGGGCAGAAAAAUUUAAGAAACUCAACUGCCAAGUGAUUGGUGCUUCUGCGGAUUCGCACUUCUGUCACCUGGCACGGAUCAACACACCCAAGAAACAAGGAGGACUGGGACCCAUGAACAUUCCCUUGAUAUCAGACCCCAAGCGCACCUUUGCUCAGGACUGUGGGGUCUUAAAGGCCCAUGAAGGCAUCUCAUUCAGGGGCCUUUUUAUUAUUGAUGAUAAAGGUAUCCUUCGACAGAUCACCAUAAAUGACCUUCCUGUUGGCCGUUCUGUGGAUGAGACACUGAGACUAGUUCAGGCCUUCCAGUUUACUGACAAACAUGGGGAAGUGUGCCCAGCUGGCUGGAAGCCUGGCAGUGAUACCAUCGAGCCUGAUGUCCAGAAGAGCAAAGAAUAUUUCUCUAAGCAGAGGUGAGCACUGGGCCAUUUUAGGGCCAGGCUGCAGUAGGUGGCCAUGAGAACAAAACUAUUGUAUUUUGUGCUAUUGUCAUGCUUAAAACACAGACCUUACAGUCAGCCGAGAUGUGGUGUGGGACAGGACAGGCCUUUCCUGCAGGGGUUGGGGAGACCAGCCUUUCUUCCUCUGGAGGGAAUGGCCUGAGCUGUAUUAUGGGGCAGGCAAACUGAUGUGUAUAGUAAUAGGGUAUCGCUCUUGGCCUUUUGUAGUUUUAUUAAACUUGAGCUGAGA
Balaenoptera musculus (blue whale) is the source of this 891-nucleotide messenger RNA. RefSeq names its product peroxiredoxin-1-like. Gene Ontology annotation, cellular component: cytosol. Gene Ontology annotation, molecular function: thioredoxin peroxidase activity. Lineage: Eukaryota; Metazoa; Chordata; Mammalia; Artiodactyla; Balaenopteridae. The record is from RefSeq and is a predicted model, not a curated record. The transcript has a single exon. Bases 19 to 618 code for a protein of 199 amino acids. Gene Ontology annotation, biological process: cellular response to stress; removal of superoxide radicals; cell redox homeostasis.